Molecule: messenger RNA, 2745 nt
Organism: Saccharomycodes ludwigii
Lineage: Eukaryota; Fungi; Ascomycota; Saccharomycetes; Saccharomycodales; Saccharomycodaceae
Product: serine/threonine-protein kinase
Exons: 1
Coding region: 1-2745 (914 amino acids)
Biological process (GO): protein phosphorylation
Cellular component (GO): plasma membrane; nucleus; cytoplasm
Molecular function (GO): protein serine/threonine kinase activity; ATP binding
Source: RefSeq, a predicted model, not a curated record
AUGAAUUCUACUGAUUUUGUACAGCCACCUUCUAUUGCUGGGGGUAGUUCAAAUAAUCACAAUGACAAUCUAUACUACAGUGAUAGCAGUGUUGAAAAUACUACCAAUAACAAUGAUGAUAACAGAAAUAGAAGUUUGUCACUAACAAAGCUAUUACCAUGGUCUUUGAGAAGAAACAAUAGUAGCCAUAACAAUCACACUAAUGUCAUUGAAAGUAACAACAACUCAAGCAACACUUCCAAGAAUUUUACUACAUCUUCCAUCCCUCUAGCUCAUGUACACAAGGAUGAGAACUCCGAAAAAAAUAUUAUAGACAAAGAAAAUUACAAUGAGGUUACUCAAGAGGGUGAUAUUUCUCAAAAUAACCGUCAUCGUCAUCAUAACAACACAUCUAGUAAUUCUAAACAACACAACGUAUCCACUUCCUCUUCAACUUCCACUUCUUCCAUUAAAUUAUCUGACAAGUUCCGCAAACUUUUUAAAAAAGACAGCACCAGCAAUCCUGCUAGUUCGCUAAAUUUAUCAUCUAAUACUACUGUCAAUAAACCUUCCCGAGUAAGAUCACCCAGCUCUCCAGUUGUCCCUACUAAUAAAAAGACGCUUUUCCAUAAUCAUCAUCAUCAUAACAAUAAUUGUACUUCUGAGCAAGAAGUAUUUGAUGAGGACCUUAAUGGUGGUAAUUCCACUCCCAGUAAACACAACUCUAUUGCCAACCAAAGAAGAAGACGUAACGAUUCAGCACCACCUUUAUCUCCUAAGUCACCAACACUUAAGCAUAUUUUUACCCCUAACAAUGCAAACAGUACUGGCAGUAGUGAUAAUACUAAUUCAAGCUCGAGAAAUAGCGCUGUUUUAGAUGAUUAUACUCAAUUCACCACGCCACCUCCAAUACUUUCAACAUCCAAUAAUAAUACAAACAAUGAUGCCACGUCUAAUUGUCCUUACAAAACUACUAACUUGCAAUCAAGUGUAUAUUCCUUAUCACAUACAAACUACGACACUGUUACUACUAAACAGCAGCCAGGGUUAAGUGUUCCAUUCCCCUCACCUAAUGUCGUAUUACCAGAUAAGCCAGGAUUUAAGAAAUCAUAUUCUGUUCCAAAUACAAAUAUAUUCUUACAGGGGGUCAACAACAGUAGUAUUAAUAGCAUAGCACCUCCACAUGACUCUGUUCCUUUAACUGGGGACAUUAAUGUUUCUUCUCCAGUGUCUUCAAAUUUUUCACUUUUAAAAUCUGAUAAAACAAGCAGCAAUAACAAUUAUUCACCACAAUUAUUACCAAAAGAUAUAGUUCAUAUAGAUGAAAAGGAUAUAUCUAGCUCUGGAGGUGAAGAUGAUCUUUUUAGCUUAUCCGAAAGGAAUAAUAGUAAUAAUAAUACAACACCGCUACAUUCCUCUAAUGUCCCUGUUAGACGGUCAACGCGCUUAAGAAAUAGAUCGUUUGGUAAUAAAUUCCAAGAUGUUAUGGUUGGUCCUCAGUCUUUUGAGAAAAUCAGGAAACUAGGUCAAGGUGAUGUGGGCAAAGUUUAUUUGGUCAAAGAGAAAAAGUCAGACAGAUUAUAUGCGUUGAAAAUUUUUGAUAAAAGGGAGAUGCUAAAAAGAAAAAAAAUCAAAAGAGUUUUAGCUGAACAAGAGAUUUUAGCUACAAGCAAUCAUCCCUUUAUUGUUACAUUGUAUCACUCUUUUCAAACUGGAGAUUAUUUAUAUCUAUGUAUGGAAUAUUGCAUGGGCGGUGAAUUUUUUAGAGCAUUGCAAACAAGAAAAACAAAAUGUAUUAGUGAAGAUGACGCGAGAUUUUAUGCUAGUGAAGUCACUGCAGCUUUAGAAUACUUGCAUAUGAUGGGGUUUAUAUACAGAGAUUUGAAGCCUGAAAAUAUUUUGUUACAUCAAUCCGGUCACAUUAUGUUAAGUGAUUUUGAUUUAUCUAUCCAGGCUAAAGAUACCAAGAAUCCUGUUGUGAAGGGCAACGCACAAUCUUCUUUUGUUGAUACCAAAAUUUGCUCCGAUGGUUUCCGUACAAAUUCCUUUGUUGGUACGGAGGAGUAUAUCGCUCCAGAGGUUAUUAGGGGCAACGGUCAUACAGCAGCUGUUGAUUGGUGGACUUUGGGUAUUUUGGUGUAUGAAAUGUUAUAUGGCUUCACUCCGUUCAAGGGUGAUAAUAUUAAUCAGACAUUUUCCAAUAUUUUAAAAAACGACAUUAAUUUUCCUAAUAAUAACGAUGUUAGUAGUACUUGUAAAAAUUUAAUCAAAAAAUUACUGAUAAAAAAUGAAAAUAAAAGAUUGGGGUCUAAACUGGGCGCUAGUGACAUUAAAAGACAUCCAUUUUUUAAAAAAAUCCAAUGGUCUUUACUAAGAAAUCAAGAGCCACCUUUGAUACCUGUAUUAAGUAAAGAUGGUUAUGAUUUUGAAAAAUUGUCUAAUAAUAAUAAAAGUGUUAGCAACAACGAUGAUGCUAAGAAUGUAAAUAAAAAUAAAAAACAAGAAAAUAGUAGCAAUGGUAACGGCUAUACUGAAAUGGAUUACAAAGAGAAAGAGAUGUUUGAAGAAUCAGUGGAAAAAGAUGAAAGUAUUCCUGAUUCCGAUCCGUUCCACAAUUUUAAUUCUAUGAGUUUAAUGGUUGACGACUUAGCCAUGGAGGAUACCCCAAUUUAUGGUACGGAUAAUUCAUAUGGAAAAAUUGCCUACACGCCUAAUAAGCAUAGAUCGAGAAGUAACAGUCAUAGAAGUGGAUUUUUCAAAAGGUGA